Molecule: messenger RNA, 5473 nt
Organism: Epinephelus fuscoguttatus (brown-marbled grouper)
Lineage: Eukaryota; Metazoa; Chordata; Actinopteri; Perciformes; Serranidae
Gene: ofcc1
Product: orofacial cleft 1 candidate 1
Exons: 26
Coding region: 440-3793 (1117 amino acids)
Cellular component (GO): perinuclear region of cytoplasm
Source: RefSeq, a predicted model, not a curated record
CGUCACCUAACGACUGUAUCCACGGUUGGAGCUAGUGCUAGCUACUGUGACAGGGAGAGUUGUCAACAGUGCCCUAAAUAAAGAGGCCUUCACAGCUCAAGCCCUGCGAUAAUCUGGCAAAGCGACCCUCAAGAGGAUAAGCGGUUACGAAAAUGGAUGGAUGGAUGUCUGACUGCUCAGACACUUGACUUGAACAAAAUAUGGUCCUGCUGACACCUACAGUAGCUGGAACUACCACAGAAGCCAUUUGAGUAUUUUUUCAGUGAGUGAAAGUGAACAUGAGGAGGUUACCUGAGACUACGUGUACAUGUGUGCGUCACCAUCACCUUGACGACUGAGGUGUAGCUGACCACGAAGAGGAAGAAUUCGGGCCUCACAAGGCCUUGCCAUUGUUCAGAGAUCAGGGUCAGCCAGUGAUGAUCUUUCGCAGUUUGCGGAGAUGGACACCUUUAGCAAUAAGUUACAGCAGAAGGCUCUGCAGCAACCUAAGCAGAAGAAAUCCAAGUCGGCUGAAUUUCUGAUGGGGAGAGAGGAGAGAGCUGCUCUGGUGGGCAUAGAAAACCCAGCCUUCGAUGGAGGAGGAAGCACCGAGCUUUCUGUUCCUCCGGUUUGGCUGGGGAGAGAAAUUCGAGGUGACAGGCCAGAUAGCACCCUUGCAGCUCACCCAAAAAAAAUGGAGCUGCAAGCCCCUGCCAAAGAAAGAGGAAAUAAAUGUGCCCAAAAUUACUUUGACCCGUCGUCAGCAGAGCAGACAGACCCAAGGCAUUGCAGGACGGCUGGGGUCAGCGCUGAAGAUGAGCUGGAAUUAACAAUACUGAAUGCUGAUGAAAAUAGGCUGUACCAAAGAAUGGCUGCCUUGCUGGAUGAGGACGACACCUUCAUAAAUAUACCGGGUACGCUGCUAGCCUCCAGGGAUGAGGAGGUGUUGGAGGUGAAGGCGGGUGAUCCGGUGCUUCAGCGGCGACUGCUGCUCCACGGUGGUGGUGAUGCCUCGGGCUCCAGGCCCUCCCAGGCCCAAACCAUUGCCAAAACCCAGGCUGGGGCCAGUGCUGGGCUGGGAGGAGAGGCUGGACUCGAAGCUGGGAGGAUGGUAAUGGGCAGAGAGAGCACUGUAAAAACGAGGACGGUUGAGGAGGUGAUCCCCCACUACGCCCAGCAGCUGAGGGAGCGUGUGCGGCCUGACAUGAUCACGCUUGGCAGCCUUUCACUGCAGCAGCAAGUGGCUCAGAAGGGACCGCUGAAGAGGAGUGAGUGGGCAAAGAGAAAGAAGAGACUAAUGGCCUUCUUCGCUGGGAACGUUGAGGAGCCUCAUUCACAAAGAGACUGUGACGAGGCAGCGAGAGACGCGCCCCAGCCCAGGCUGAACGCGCUGCUUCAGUGCAGCAGAACCAUUGAAAGCCCGUCACUCAGAGCGCUGGGGGAAGGCCAAGAGGAAACCACGGCCAAAUAUGGCCAGAUGACAGAGCUCCCAGCAUCCUCCUCUUCAGUGUCACAGCCCUGGUGGCAGGUGAACCAGAGCACGACUCCCCAGCCUGUGGAGGUGUGUGUGUGUUGCCUAAGAGCCACCAGAGACAAGCUACCCAGGGGCCUCUACACUGUCACUGUAGCCCUUCACAGCCAUCUAGGGGGUCCAGCUCUGGCUUGGUGCAGUAGGAAAGGGCUGCAACAAUGGGCGGCGUCCUCUGAGCCGACGGAGCAUCGGGGCCGCUCCUGCGACAUUGACCUGCACAUCAACCAGAGCCUGUUCAUGAUCUUACCUGCAGCCUGUGAAGUCGUCCCCUCCAUGGUCCUGGUAUUCCAACUGAUCGCACUACCGGGAAACAGCAGCUACAUCAGCUCCGUGCUGGCUUGGGGGGCAUUUCCUGUUUGUGGGCCGAGCCUCGGUCUCGUCCAGGGCAGGUUUAAAACCCCUCUGCUCAGGGGGGAGCCAAACACACGACUGGACCAGUUUAAAAAGAUUGAAGCCUUCAUCUCGUCUGAUCUAGACCACUGGCUGUGCAACCUGUACUUUCAGGUAAAGAGGCUCCCUUCUGGAACAUGUGGGGGGCCAGAGCGCUGCAUCACCCUGUCAGUACCCCCACCUAAUCCCCCUGUCAUGCCCCAACCUGAAGUCCACCAUGACCAAACCCAGGGCCAACUGCCACUCCAGCCCCAGCCCCCAUCGCAGGGCCAGCUCCGUCAUCAGUUACACCCCCAACAGCAGGCACAUGCAGACCCCAGCAGCAGAGCAGGAGAGCCCGCUGUGGUACACUCUCACCGGGGGUCUCCUCUCCACCUGUCAGCUGAUUCCGCUUGCUCUUCCUCAUCUCUGCCAGGGAAGAAUUCCUCCUCGGGAGCCAUUUCUGGAAACACGGGCGAGAAGAGUGAUCCAUGCAGGGAGAAAGCAGAGGGUGGGAUUCACUACAAGAAGAAGCCAAUCAAGAAGACAAAUAGCUGCGGCCCCAGCAUGAGCGGCAGCAGCGCGCCGCCUCGGCAGGCAGACAAACAGAAGAUGCAGCCUUCAAUGGAGAACCUCUCCACGGAGGAGAUGGAGGAGUAUACAUUCUCCCUACAAUCAGCACUGACUGGAUCUGGUUCCUGCCCCUCAUGCCUGUCCGACCGAGCCCGCCUGGCCCUCCGCAUGCUGCCGUCCGAGCUGGGCCUGCCGUUGCCGCGGCAACAACAGCCGCAUUGGAGCUGGCGUGGCUCCGUGCGGCAGCUCGGCCUCAUUAUGCUGCUGCUGGCUUUGAUGUGGUUUGUGAGGCUCUACCUGCAUUACUGCAGCCAGUGGCUCUACCUCCAGGCCAUAGCAGUUCCUGUCAACAAAUUCCAGUUCCACGCACACACGGUGGACCUCGUGUACCAGAGUUCUCUGCUCCACACCCGGGAGGAGCUGGCGAUGGUGGUGGUGGGUCCCCUGACCUUGAACGCAGUAACGUUCCUGCUGGUUCUGAUCAGAUGGGGCUGUCAACAGAUAUUUGGCUCACUCCCUUCCUUCACGUCAAAGUUUAUCAUGGCUCAGGGAGUGUGGACAGUCCUCGACCCCCUGGCAGUCUUUGCAGUGGACGCCGUCCUCGGGCGUCUCGCCUACAGCCCAGACACACCGGUGGGUGACGCAGCCAAGCUUUACUGGCACUUCUAUCGAGCCGACCAAUCAGGUGCAGCAGGAGUGAUCAUCACUCUCUUCCUCUACGCAGUCCUCUUCCUGCUGUCCAUCACCAUCCUCUCCAUUAAUAUGCUCAGGUUCCACAACGACGGGCGCAUGCUAGACGUCUUUCAACGGCUCACAGCCAAGGAGGGGACGUACUUCCUGCCUCAGGACCUAGAGCUGUCCAAUCAGGAGCUGAGCUACAUUGUCAAGAAGGCGGAGCAGUGGAGAGGCUUUAAUGGGGAGAGACGCAAGGUGGCGGUCUAUGACUAUAUCUGGACAGUGGAAGACCCCUUGGCAGGGUCUGCAGCCUUUAGUGACCCCCCAAGGGAAGGUGCACCACUACCAGAGGGCGAAACCAGCACCCAUGUGGCAGUCUACACCCUGUACCUGAGCGGGCUGAAACAAAGAUACAGGCACUUCCUCCGACAGCCGGAUGGGGCUAUCAUUGAGGUGAUCGGUGACAUGGAAGGGGUGGACAACGCAACCAGGAUGGUGCCCUGUGCCAGUCAGGGCUCAGCCAAUCAGAGAGAGGACAAGAAAGGCGCUGGUGCUCCACACCAGCUACGGAAACGGAAAAAAAUAUUCGGGCGGUCUCAUCGCGUUGAGCCGGUAGGAGGAAGCGGGUGUGGCUCCAGUUUUGCUCUGCAAGACCUCAACCAAUGAUAUCAAAGCAAAGGGAGAGAUAGGACUCUAAACUAAUGUAAGUCAUCAUAUCAACCAUCUGUUUUGACUUGAAGUCUCUGGAAUGUACUGCAGUAGUCAUUACGUUCAUGGAAUACUUGAACAAUUUGGGGCUCUUUGUGAAGUUGUAUAUUAAAACUUUUAUGAACUGAACUUUUAUUCUUACUUUAAAAACACUGUAUUGCUGCCAUCAGCUGGAAAAUGUACUUUUCAACAGCUUUUUCCAGUAGUAAAAAAUGCAUGUGGAUACUGUUUACUUCCUGGCGUCUAUACCUUUUUAAUGACAGAAAUAAAAUGCUUAACAUAGUCAAAAAAAUAAACAAUGGAAGGUUGACUCAUCAGAAUAACAGGAACUAAACACAGUACUGUAAAUUAUAUAAUUCUUGCAUCCCUCUACCAGUAAACAUAAACAGUAUGUGUGAACUGUUUGUAACCUGAUAAACAAUGUUCAGCAACACUUCUAAUGGAUGCAGGUCGUUAGGUGUUCAGCGCUGCCUCAACACAAUGAAAAAUGAAGAUUCUAAAAGUCACUAAUCAGAACACGAGUGAUAAAAUAUCAAUAUUGGCCUCACAUUAAGCAGGAUAAUAUUCAGGCCAGCUUGAUUUGUAUUGAAUAUGUGUCUGCUAGCCGGUGCUCAGUGUAAUGAAGUGGCUCACAAAUCAGGCCAUAAUGGCUGCCUACUUACACAUAUUGCUUAAUUAAAGGUUGUGAGCUUAUUAGCAUGUGUCUCUGGCAUAGGGCGCGGGGAGAUGGGAAUCGGGGGGCUGAUGUCGUUGAGGGCCAGGCUUUAAAGGUUUUAUAGAUAGCUAACCUAUCAUACUAAAGCCAUGGCCCCCCCUCCUAAAAUCGGAUCUUAAUAACCUGUCAUUUUCAUUGAUGAUGAUUCGCCUUUAUGGGCGGCCAUUACAGAUCAAGUUCUGGGUCUUGUUGGAUGGCGAUGGCGGCCAUUUGUGCUCGUCAUUAUCAGGAACACACCUUACUUUGGCCUUGAAGUUGCUUCUCACCUCCAUGUUUAAACCAUCAUGGCCCAGGGGGCGUGGCACACAGUGCAUACAGACACACACAUUCUCUCACACACACACACACACAUAUAACGUCUCUGUUUCUGAUCCUCAGAGUGCUGAUAGAGACACGGGCCUUUCCAGCCAAAAAAUUUAAAAGAAUUAGAUGAGAUUUUUAGAUUUAUCAGUCCAUCUGUGCUGUAAAAUGACUAAAGCACAACAUGUUGGCAUAAUUCUACAAGGAAUUGAUUGAUUGUUUAUCUCCACUGUGUGCAAACGCUCAACGGAUAAUGACAUGUUGUUUUAUGUGGUGUAUUUUCAGCAUUGGCAGGAUGUGUUAGACACUCGUGUUGCAUCCUGUCCUUCUGUCUGCCUUUGACACUAGCCAGAACCUAUAGAGCUAAUGCGCUCCAAUUAGAGAUCACUCCAUUAACAGUGACAGUGCUACACCCCCCAAUUCAAUCAGCCCCCUAAUGAACAUUAAGCAGAGACGCUGCCUCUCAGAGAUGACAGGAAGCUCUUCUCUCUCCCCAUUUGUCCUACUUUGCUACCUCUCUCCAUAUCUGUAUUUUUCUUAUCCCUUUACUCAACUCUCUUGCUCUUUUUACUCUCUCUGUGUGUCUCGCUGUAAUAGCACAGUGUAUGUGUGAUGAAGCAAAA